AUGUCAGCUGCAGCUGUAGAAGCGGUUAAUGCCGCUCCCCUGUCCGGGUCCAAAGAAAUAAGUUUGGAGGAACCAAAGAAGAUGACCAGAGAGGACUGGAGGAAGAAGAAGGAGCUAGAAGAGCAAUAUAUUUCUUCAGUACCAUGGUAUAUUGAUCCAUCAAAAAGACCUACAUUAAAGCAUCAAAGACCACAGCCAGAGAAACAAAGGCAAUAUAGUUCUUCUGGAGAAUGGUACAAGAGGGGUGUAAAAGAGAAUUCCAUAACUACUAAGUAUCGCAAAGGAGCAUGUGAAAAUUGUGGGGCCAUGACACAUAAAAAGAAAGAUUGCUUUGAGCGACCUAGGCGAGUUGGAGCAAAAUUUACAGGUACUAAUAUUGCUCCAGAUGAGCAUGUCCAACCUCAGUUGACGUUUGACUACGAUGGGAAGAGGGAUCGGUGGAAUGGCUACAAUCCAGAAGAACACAUGACAAUUGUAGAAGAAUAUGCCAAAGUUGAUCUGGCAAAACGAACGCUGAAAGCCCAAAAACUACAAGAAGAAUUAGCCUCAGGAAAAUUAGUGGAACAGGCUAAUUCUCCAAAACACCAGUGGGGAGAGGAAGAACCAAAUUCUCAGACGGAAAAAGAACAUAAUAGUGAAGAUGAGGAUGAAGAUAAAUAUGCAGAUGAUAUUGACAUGCCAGGACAGAAUUUUGACUCUAAGAGACGAAUUACUGUCCGAAAUCUCAGGAUUAGAGAAGAUAUUGCAAAAUAUUUACGAAAUUUAGAUCCAAAUUCUGCUUAUUAUGAUCCCAAAACUAGAGCAAUGAGAGAGAAUCCCUAUGCCAAUGCAGGAAAGAAUCCAGAUGAAGUUAGUUAUGCAGGAGAUAACUUUGUUCGCUACACGGGGGAUACCAUCUCAAUGGCUCAGACACAACUGUUUGCCUGGGAAGCCUAUGACAAGGGUUCUGAAGUGCAUCUGCAGGCAGAUCCUACAAAACUAGAGCUUUUAUAUAAAUCAUUCAAAGUUAAAAAAGAAGAUUUCAAAGAACAGCAGAAAGAAAGCAUCCUGGAAAAGUAUGGUGGCCAAGAACACCUGGAUGCCCCUCCAGCUGAAUUGCUUUUAGCUCAGACUGAGGACUAUGUGGAGUACUCAAGACAUGGAACUGUCAUCAAAGGGCAGGAGCGAGCUGUUGCCUCCUCCAAAUAUGAGGAAGAUGUGAAGAUCAACAAUCACACGCAUAUCUGGGGAUCUUACUGGAAAGAAGGCCGAUGGGGAUACAAAUGCUGUCAUUCUUUUGUCAAGUAUUCUUACUGUACUGGAGAAGCUGGGAAGGAGAUUGUUAAUGCAGAGGAAUGUAUUCCAAGUGAUGAAACUGGAGAAGAGUCCAUGAAGAAGCCUCAAACCCUUAUGGAGAUGCAUCAAGAAAAACUUAAGGAAGAGAAAAAGAAGAAGAAGAAGAAGAAGCAUCGAAAGAGCAGUUCAGAUAGUGAUGGCGAAGAAAAACGUGAAAAAUUGAAAAAGGCAUUGAAUGCAGAAGAGGCCCGCCUUCUUCACGUCAAGGAGAUCAUGCAAAUUGAUGAGCGGAAACGGCCUUAUAAUAGCAUUUAUGAAACUCGGGAACCAACGGAAGAGGAAAUGGAGGCCUAUAGAAUGAAACGUCAGAGACCAGAUGACCCCAUGGCUUCUUUCCUUGGCCAGUAG
This is a messenger RNA of Chrysochloris asiatica (Cape golden mole), 1683 nucleotides long. RefSeq names its product SLU7 splicing factor homolog (S. cerevisiae) (gene SLU7). Gene Ontology annotation, biological process: mRNA splicing, via spliceosome. The coding region runs from base 1 to 1683 and encodes 560 amino acids. Gene Ontology annotation, cellular component: spliceosomal complex. The transcript is spliced from 15 exons. Gene Ontology annotation, molecular function: pre-mRNA 3'-splice site binding. NCBI's taxonomy places the organism in Eukaryota, Metazoa, Chordata, Mammalia, Afrosoricida, Chrysochloridae. The record is from RefSeq and is a predicted model, not a curated record.